This is a messenger RNA of Stegostoma tigrinum, 2114 nucleotides long. It is a transcript of the gene psmc3ip, whose product is annotated as PSMC3 interacting protein. The coding region runs from base 69 to 692 and encodes 207 amino acids. NCBI's taxonomy places the organism in Eukaryota, Metazoa, Chordata, Chondrichthyes, Orectolobiformes, Stegostomatidae. Gene Ontology annotation, cellular component: condensed nuclear chromosome; DNA recombinase auxiliary factor complex. Gene Ontology annotation, biological process: meiotic joint molecule formation; meiotic strand invasion involved in reciprocal meiotic recombination; homologous chromosome pairing at meiosis. The transcript has 8 exons. The record is from RefSeq and is a predicted model, not a curated record. Gene Ontology annotation, molecular function: double-stranded DNA binding; recombinase activator activity.
AUAACCGGGAACCGGCCUCUCUCCGCCCGACACCCCCCCCCCCCCGCGGGAGAGUGUGGUACCGAGCGAUGAACAAACAGAAGGAAGGUGCCGCUGCCUCCGUUAUUUUGAAGUAUUUGAAUGACCAGAAUCGGCCAUACAGUGCACAAGAUGUUUUUGGGAAUCUCCAGCGAGAAUACAGCUUUGGGAAAACAACUGCAGUGAAAGCUCUUGAGCAGCUAACUCAAGAUGGUAAAAUAAAAGAAAAGGUUUAUGGGAAACAGAAAAUCUACUUUGCUGAUCAGAGUCAGUUUGCAGCUGUUAGUGAAGCUGAUUUGAAGACCCUAGACAUUGAGAUCAGUGAGCUGAGUGAGAAGUUCCAGAAUGUUCAACAGAGCUGUCGGCAGAUGGAAGCAGAACUUAAAGAGCUCAAUAGUUCGAUGACAACCGAAGAAGUGUCUUUGGAAAUUGCAGCAUUAAACCAGGAAUGUGCAUCACAUCAAAAGAGACUGCAAAAAAUCAAAUCUGCAAGCAAUCACGUUGCCCCAGAGGAUAAAGAAAAGGUUUAUGAUGAACGAAAGCUCUAUGUGAAAGAGUGGAAGAGAAGGAAGAGAAUGGUUGGUGAUUUGACUGAUGCAGUUCUGGAAGGGUACCCCAAGAGCAGAAAGCAAUUUUAUGCAUCUGUGGAUGAAGUUGCAUGGAUAUCUAUUUAAAGUCAGGAUCUCGUAUAAGUGUUCUUCAUCUUUCCUGCUUAGUUCUGGAGUGUUGCAGUAUGUCUUUGCCUGUUUCAAUAGUCUCCUAAUGCAGCUUUGGUUGUGGACUUUGGACUGGCUGCUGCAGAAGUUGAGGAUUUGAAACACCCUUUUCAUGAAUCACUACUUUAACAUCCAGAAACAUAAGUUGAUUCUUGUUCUUCUUUCCUUAUAAAUUUAAUUCCUGUGAAUUGCUGUCGAUAAGGUGGUGGGUCCAUCCUAAUUUGUUGCAUUUAAUAAUGACAAAUACGCCAUCUAUAUACCGAAUCCACAAUUUAGGCUGAAUGUGACGGAAGGUAGUGUGUUCUAGUCUUUGCAAUGACUGCUUCUGAGAUUAGUCCCAAGAUGGGUGACCCUAUUGGUGCACUGUUGAUCUGUUUGUAUAUUUGACCAUUGAACAAAGAUGAUUUUAAACUAAAACAAAGUUGUACACACAAAGGACGUCACAGGCAUAUCAUCGAAGUGGUAGCAAACCUCAAGAUGCCUUGCCUAGAGCAACUGACCACAGGCAAAGGCCUCUGCUAUGGCAACUGUGCGCAUGACGGGGCUUCAAAUGGAAUAAGACUGCUAGCAAAUGAAACUGAAUAGCCAAAAUAGUUGGAAGAGAAAUAAGAAAUCCUACAAAAUGGAAGUCGAGUUUGAAAAACAGAGAUUGCACACAAUCCCAUGCUUGUGUGGGCUUGUUUCUGCAGUAUCAAAUAUUUAAAAUUAAAUUUCCUUUUCAUAUUUGAAAUGUCUUUUACCUAUCGAUUAAUGUUUGAAAUAUGCUAACAAAAUCUGAUUUGCUAAAGUUUUGUAAAGUGAAAUCCUGUCCUUUCUUUUCACUAGCGUCAUAGGAAUUAAUUUUUCUUAAAAUUAAUUAUCUCUUUCGGGAUCAGAACAGGUUUUCAGCAGGUAAGUGCUGAGGCUAUUUCCUUUGGCUGAAGUGUUUCAGAUAGGGCAGAUCUUUUUCGGGCUGAGAUGAGAAACAUCUUCAUUCAAAGGAUUGCAAAUCUUUGAAAUUCUCAAGCUGACAGGGCUUGGAAUGCUCAGUUGUUAAAGGUAUUUAAAUCUGUAAUUACUACAUUUUUGGAUUCUAAGGAGAUCAGGAUACAUGGGAGUACGUUGGAAAAUUAGAGUUGAGACCAAAGAUCAGCCAUGAUCUUAGUAAAUGGCAGAGCACCCUCAAGGGCACAACGCCGUAACAUCUUACAAGAAAUUGAUUAACUUUUUUAAUGACAUACCUCCAGGUCAGGUAAAACUUGAAUGUGAACCUACUGGCCUAGAGACAGGGGCACUACCAACUAUGCCACAAGUCCCUCUCAUGGCCUUAUAAUGAACCUAUUUGUUUUUCUGAACAUUUUCAAAUCAUCAACGUCAAUUCACAUCUUUAGUUAGAAUAAA